Molecule: messenger RNA, 1803 nt
Organism: Nannizzia gypsea CBS 118893
Lineage: Eukaryota; Fungi; Ascomycota; Eurotiomycetes; Onygenales; Arthrodermataceae
Exons: 1
Coding region: 1-1803 (600 amino acids)
Source: RefSeq, a predicted model, not a curated record
AUGUCCGAAGGGCAUUUUCACACAUCAGCGGUUUCUUACGCGGGUCCUCUUCUCACCCCUAAAAUUAGCGAAGAGUUACCAAGCAAACCUCCAAGAAGGACCAAACAAAGAGAGGGCUCUUCAGAGGAUGAUGGCCCUGCAAUCCUAGGUGAUACUGAGCUGAGAAACGAAGACUACCGCUGUGGUGGUCCGAAUCUCGUGAGGCUCCCCGCACUCAGCGAAGUAAUCAAAUCCAGUGAGCCUAUCCGUAUACUAUUUGAAAAGGAACUUAUAGGUCCAUUACGAGAUGUGCUCGAGAAAUGGAACGUCGACUCUCAGUAUAUCAAUGUGGUCAGACGUUAUUCCGUGAGGGCCAGGCCAGAAGCACCGGCGGCAACUGUCAUCGUCUCUGCCAAAAAACAUGAGCUUGACAACUCUUGGCUGCUAGCUUGCAGGGGGAUCCGUGACCUCUUUCUGGAACAUGGCCAGGCAACAUUACAGAUUGAAAUCUCGGACGGAAGAGCUCUUGAGCCGAUUAUCUCACAGUCAAUUCCGAGACACGAUCCAUUUGCACACGCGUGGCCAGAGCUACAGAGCCAGAUAUUAGCCAUUCUCAGUGACAUGGAAUGGACACUGCUCACUGUUCUCCUCAGGGGGCCACCAGGCGGUCCGUUUAUACCCACGAUAGUAAUUUGUGUGCGUGAGGACUCAUUGCAAAACUGGAACGAUACCAGAGAUACCAUUGUCCAGCACUUGGACAGUAAUUAUCUGACUCAUAUUACAGUUGAGAUUCUCCGGGACUCAAUAUUCCAUUGCUCAGACCAAGAAGGCACCCUUGAUGAACGAGACUGGGACAUGAAGGCCAAGCUCGGCGGUAGCCUUGGCUUGCGAGGAAAAUCCACGUCGUCAUUUACCUUUGGCGGGUUCCUAGAGCUGGAAUUUUCCCAUGGCCAGUGGAGGAAGUAUGGCGUCACGAACUUUCACUGUGUGGCCAAUGAUAAACAUCUUGACGACUGGAAAAAACACGGAAUCUUACCUGGCGACUCAAGAAACUACCUUUCCGUUGAUCACCCAAGCCUUGCUGACCACAGCAUGUCUAUAAGGUAUUAUGAGAAUAAGGCUACAAGGAUCCGAACGGAAAGUUAUUAUGAGAUUAAGAAGCGGCUUGAGGACGAAGAUCCAUCUCUGUCUGAAAAUACAAAAACCACCUUCAAUUACGACACUGACCGUCUGAAUGGGUAUAUCAAGAAAGUCAAGCUCGCCAAUGCAUUUCACCAGCAAGGAAACCGGUAUCUGGGAGGGGUAUAUGCAGCUUCAGGAUAUAGGAUAUCCACAACGAGCAGAAUGUUGGACUGGGCGUUGAUAGAAGUGAGAAGCGAGCGACUUUCCAAAAACAAAAUACCAUUGAUGGAAGACAUUCCAGAAAGCCGCAGGGGUGAGUAUCACCCAGCGAGUGCAGUUUUACAGGCUGCCACGCCUGUUGAAGCCGAUAUGUCUCUGUGUAAGGUCGGUCGUCGGACUGGCUUCACAGAAGGCAGGCUUAAUACACUGCACGUUACGCAAGUACAGAAAUGGUCACAGAAUAAAGAUGGAAGCUGGACCAAGAUCUGUGGGUCGCUUCACGAGAUUGUCCCAGUUGCUCCCCAGGGGAGGUUUGGGGACGCGGGAGAUUCGGGCUCUUUCAUAAUGGAUCGACACGGAUCAUUUGUCGGCCUUUACGUUGGAGGAUGUCUGGAGACUGGAACAGGUUAUUUCAUGGAAGCCAGUGAUUUGUUCCAUGAUAUUGAAAAAAUUACUGGCGCAACGAAUGUCAGGGUUCCAUAG